Molecule: messenger RNA, 1781 nt
Organism: Drosophila busckii
Lineage: Eukaryota; Metazoa; Arthropoda; Insecta; Diptera; Drosophilidae
Gene: Smvt
Product: sodium-coupled monocarboxylate transporter 2
Exons: 8
Coding region: 24-1781 (585 amino acids)
Biological process (GO): sodium ion transport; transmembrane transport
Cellular component (GO): membrane
Molecular function (GO): symporter activity
Source: RefSeq, a predicted model, not a curated record
UCGUCUCUAAUGUAAUAGUUAACAUGUCGGCUAUACUAAACUCUACGGUUCAGGCCGUUAACACUACGCAAUUUACUUUUCAAGCUGUGGACUACAUAGUAUUUGCUUUAACACUUUGCGUAUCCGCGGGCAUUGGCGUCUACUUUGGUUUCUUUGAUAAGAGUGCCGAUACUACAGAUGAAUAUCUUAUGGGUGGCAAGCGCAUGAAGACUCUGCCUAUAGCUAUAUCCUUGGUGGCGAGUCAAUUGUCCGCCAUUUCGAUUAUGAGCAUUCCGGCGGAGAUGUAUGCCUAUGGCAUCAACUGGUACUUCAAUGUGGUAUCCAUGCUGGUUGUUAUACCCGUUCUGAAUUAUGUUAUAGUGCCCGUUUUCUAUAACAAUAAUAUAACAAAUUGUUAUGAGUAUUUGGAAAUGCGUUUUAAUCGUGCUACACGCCAAAUUCAAACCAUAAUCUUUGUCUUGACCAUAUUUUUUAUGCUGCCAAUUUGGAUAUUUAUGCCUUCGUUGGCGUUUGCACAAGUCACUGGCUUCAAUGUGCACACUAUCAAUGCAAUUGUCUGCGGCAUUUGCAUCUUCUAUACAAUGAUUGGCGGCAUUAAAGCUGUUGUCUGGACAGAUGUCAUACAAGCAGCCGUUAUGGUUGUCUCUGUAGUGCUCGUGGGUGUGCUAGGAGCUCAGCGUUUGGGCCUGUCUGAGGUGCUGCGCAUUGCUGACGAGGGCGGACGCCUGGAUAUUGACUAUACCUUAGAUAUAAAAACAAGAGCUACCAUGUGGAAUACCUUAACAGCGGCUUUUAUAGCCUGGUCGGGUUAUGUGGGUCUUAACCAGAGCUGUGUGCAACGCAUUGUGUCGCUACCUUCUUUAGCACAUGCGCGCAGAUCACUUGUGUUUUUCGGCUUGGGCUUCUUUCUUAUAAUCUCGUUCAAUUGCUUUACGGGCAUUGUUAUGUAUGCACGCUAUCAUGACUGCGAUCCGCUCAUCCAAGGUGUGGUCAGCAAACUGGACAAGAUGGUGCCCUAUUUAGUGCAGGAUGUUGUGGGUCAUUUGUCAGGCAUGCCUGGUGUAUUCAUAUCCUGUGUGUUUAGUGCUGCGCUCAGCACACUCUCCGCCAGCAUUAAUUCGCUGAGUGGCAUUGUCUAUUUCGAUUAUAUCAAGCCGCGCAUCGAGCACACGGAGCACAAGGCGAAUAUUAUAAUGAAGCUGUUUGUGCUGCUCACUGGUGUUUAUUGCGUGCUUGCUGGAUUUUUUGUGGAAAGAUUAAGUUCCAUACUGCAGAUUGUCUUCUCAAUUGUGGGCGUUAGCUAUGGCGCUUUGACUGGCGUCUUUCUGCUGGGCAUGCUCAUACCAAGAGCACAUGGUCGCGCUGCUUUGAUUGGCAUUGUUGUUAGCCUGAGCUGCAUGAUUGUUAUACUGAUCUGCAGUUGGGGACGCAAUCAGUAUCCCUUUCUGCCCAGCAGCGUGGACAACUGUCCAAGUCUAAAUGCCAGCCUGGAUGUCACCAGCACAUUAGCAAGCUUGAUUAACACAACAACAACUGCAGCAACAACAUUAGACGAAACAACAUUUAACAUCUUAGAUUUAUCAUUCAAUUGGUAUUCAGUCUUGGGCUUUAUUCUUAUGUGGCUUGUGGGUGUGCCGCUGAGUUAUCUUUUGAAGCCUGCGCCAGAUGCUAACUUUGAUGCCAAGCUGUUGUCGCCCAUCAUUAAACCAUUUUUGAACUAUGAGCUGGCGCCGAGCAGAGAACUUGACGAGCUUAAAUUCAUUAAACAAAAAGUACAAUAG